Messenger RNA from Andrographis paniculata, 1498 nucleotides. RefSeq names its product phosphoglucan phosphatase DSP4, amyloplastic. Gene Ontology annotation, biological process: protein dephosphorylation; starch catabolic process. Gene Ontology annotation, cellular component: chloroplast. The transcript has 14 exons. Bases 79 to 1230 code for a protein of 383 amino acids. The record is from RefSeq and is a predicted model, not a curated record. Gene Ontology annotation, molecular function: carbohydrate phosphatase activity; starch binding; protein tyrosine/serine/threonine phosphatase activity. NCBI's taxonomy places the organism in Eukaryota, Viridiplantae, Streptophyta, Magnoliopsida, Lamiales, Acanthaceae.
GCCCGUCCACGUGACGCUGCUUCUCUCUUCUCUUCGCUUUCCAAUUCGCCAUUUUUGUUCUCCACUGCAAUCUUCGCUAUGCUCCAUUCACUCACUGUUCCUGAGCUUCGAUCAACGAUGAAUUGCCUCCAGAAUUUGCCACGGUACUCAGCUUGGCCUCCGAGGCACCAUUCUGGAAAGGCUCCGUGUGCUGUUAAUGGUGUGGUAAGAGGUAUGGCGUUGUCUUCACUACGUGGCAUUGGUGCUAAGGCAUCUUCUGGUUCAGCACAAAGUACAGAAAAUGAGACAUCCAAUUUGGAUGAAAAAUCUGAAACUUAUAGUCAAGACAUGACUGCAGCUAUGGGUGCUGUCUUAACCUAUAGGCAUGAACUUGGAAUGAACUACAACUUCAUUCUCCCGGAUUUGAUCGUAGGUUCAUGCCUGCAGACUCCCGAAGAUGUUGACAAGCUUCGCAGCAUUGGAGUGAAAACUAUAUUUUGCUUACAACAAGAUUCAGACCUUGAGUAUUUUGGGGUUGAUAUAAAUGCCAUUCGCAAAUAUGCCAAUAGCUGUGGUGACAUUCAACACUUGCGUGCCGAAAUUAGGGAUUUUGAUGCAUUUGAUCUACGGUUGCGGCUUCCAGCAGUGGUGAGCAAACUCCACAAGGCCAUCAAUCGGAAUGGAGGGGUAUCAUAUAUACAUUGCACUGCUGGUCUUGGACGAGCUCCUGCAACUGCAGUGGCUUACAUGUUUUGGGUUCAAGGCUACUCACUCAUCGAAGCACAUGAGUUGCUCUUGAGCAAGAGAUCAUGCUUCCCAAAAUUAUAUGCUAUCAAAAGUGCAACAGCUGAUAUUCUUACAGGACUUGAAAAGAAGCGUGUGAUGUUCACAUGGUAUGGUGGUGAUUGUACGACAGUGGAAAUCUCAGGACUUGACGUCGGCUGGGGUCAGAGAAUACCUUUGACAUACGACAAUGAACAAGAGUCGUGGAUUCUCCAUAGAGACUUGCCGGUAGGAGAGUACGAAUAUAAGUAUAUAGUUGACGGUGAAUGGCUGUGCAGCAAAUACGAUCUAAUCACUAGUCCUAACAAAGAUGGCCAUGUCAACAACUACCUUAAGGUUUUCGAUGACAACCCGAGCAGCAGUAGUGCUGAAAUUCGAAACAGAUUAACCGGUGAUGAUCCUCAGCUAUCCAACGAUGAACGCCGCAAAAUCAGACAGUUUCUUGAAUCCUAUCCGGCCAAGGAUUGAUUCUUUUUCGACGAGUUUUCGGGUACGUACGCAUAUAUAUAUAUAUAUAUAUUUAUAUAUAUACACAUACAUAUGCACAAAUAAUAACGUGAUGCUGUAUUGGUAUAAGACAAAACAAAACAAAACAAAACUGUAGUCUAUAUAUAUAUAUAUCAAAGGUAUGAAUAUAUGUAUCAUAAGAUAUUAAUUAACUUAGUAUUGUAAAACAUGUAACCUCCAUGAAACGACUCUUCUCAUUUAAACUUAUCCAUAAUUUAUUUAUAAUAAA